ACAGGCAGACACGCCUCGCCGCGCUUCUCGCCAAUGGCUGACCAACUCUUCCAGCGCAAACCCCGGGACCACGAGCAGCUUCGCCCGGACCCCGACUCUGACUCCGAAGGCCUGUUUGACAAGCCUCCUCCAGAAGAGCCCCCCGCUGUCCGCCGGCCCAAGUCGGCGGGGGCCGCGGGCAGGAAGGCCGGUCGGCGCACUGGUGGGAGGGCGCAGGGGGCCCGCCCUGGGCAGCCCCCCAAGGCCGCGGCGCGCCCCCAGCCCCAGGAGGAGGCGCCUCCACUGCACGAGGGCUGCUAUCUCGACCAUUUUCCGCACCUCUCCAUCUUUAUCUACGCGGCCAUCGCCUUCUCCAUCACCUCCUGCAUCUUUACCUAUAUCCAUUUACAGCUAGCCUGAUUUGCUGGGGAUGGGCUCAGGGCUGAGGUGGGAGGGAAGGGAAAAGAAGGGCUUGGCAUUUUGUGUCUGGAGACGCGCCGCACCCCCUUCAUCUAGCUUUUGAUGCUUCUUUUCUUCUCUGCUUGUCACUACCUUUGUCUAACUAUCCAUCAGUAGGAACGUCCAAAGCAGCUACCGCUAAUGAAAUAAGCACCUGGGGAUUAGGGGCGGGAACACAGACAGACUCCAACGUUUAGAAUCUCGCGGUUUGACUGAACCCCAUUUAUAAUGAGGAUAAUGUCCUUGGACCCUACCGCUUUGUGAGGUGGGGGCACGCAGAGGAAGCCUGUCAUUUUGUGGCUGGGGCGCGCACAGCGAGCCCAACCUUCUGUUCUUUAAGGGAUGAGCCAGACCCGGGGCCGCCGCCUUCCAGAGACAGGGCCCUGCGGGGUGGGGGUCGGCGCCCUGGCCUGGGAUAAGCCGAAGCCCUGUGAUGCUGCAUCGCCCCCGGAGGAGCCAGCAGUGACCCCCGAGCUGGCGCAGAGCCCGGAGCGUGGGAACCGGCGGACCUGAGA
Messenger RNA from Lagenorhynchus albirostris (white-beaked dolphin), 953 nucleotides. RefSeq lists its product as uncharacterized. The transcript has a single exon. The record is from RefSeq and is a predicted model, not a curated record. Lineage: Eukaryota; Metazoa; Chordata; Mammalia; Artiodactyla; Delphinidae. Bases 34 to 399 code for a protein of 121 amino acids.